Paramecium pentaurelia is the source of this 509-nucleotide messenger RNA. The record is from the annotation of a GenBank genome assembly. Lineage: Eukaryota; Ciliophora; Oligohymenophorea; Peniculida; Parameciidae.
AUGAUGUAAUCAAUUUAAAAUCAAAUGAAUAAGAUAGUCCUAAAAAUUUAGAAGUAAUAUUAAUAAGACCUGAUUUUACUCCAUUAAUCAGAAUAAAAGAAAGUAGCUGAAAGAAAUAGAUGAAUUAGAUUAAGAUUUUGAUCAUAAUUAUCAAUAAAUUCCUAAAAAUGUAAAAAAACGGUUAAGAUCUUUGAAAAAAGGUUAGAAUAGGCAUCAAAAAAAAAAGAAGGCAAAGUUAAAUAAAGAAUUUUUUACCAGAUACUCCACCUUAAUUUUUAUAGACUAAAAAUCUAAAAACUGAAGAUUAAGCUCCAAUAACAUCAAUCCUACAAAAAGAAGAACAAUUUUAGCACCAAAAAUAGCAUCUAUUUUUGAUGGGAGCCUUAAGUGAUCAUUAGUUGUCAAUCUUGUUGAAUUUAUUAAUUACCUUAAACUACUACAUAUAGUACCACAAGAAGUCAAUUAAAAGCUUUAACUAACCCUAGUAAUUAGUUUUGAGUAUUGACUGA